Messenger RNA from Impatiens glandulifera, 603 nucleotides. Its product is annotated as transcription factor HEC3-like. Bases 1 to 603 code for a protein of 200 amino acids. NCBI's taxonomy places the organism in Eukaryota, Viridiplantae, Streptophyta, Magnoliopsida, Ericales, Balsaminaceae. Gene Ontology annotation, biological process: regulation of DNA-templated transcription. Gene Ontology annotation, molecular function: DNA-binding transcription factor activity; protein dimerization activity. The transcript has a single exon. The record is from RefSeq and is a predicted model, not a curated record.
AUGGAUAAUAUCACUCAUGAUCAAUUACAUGAUCAACUCCUCAAUAAUCCAAACACAACCACCUUCUGGUGGGAACAAGAUCCCACCGUCGACAUGCUCAUCGAAGAUCAUCAAACGACCUCCUUGCACCAAGAAUUAGAACUCGAAGAAGAAAAAGAAUUAAAAGAAGAUGAUCAUGAUGAAGAUGAAGAAGAAGAGUUGGGGGCUAUGAAGGAGAUGAUGUAUAAGAUUGCAGCCAUGCAACCGGUAAACAUUGAUCCGACAACAAUCCAUAAGCCCAAGAGAAGAAACGUGAGAAUUAGCGACGAUCCUCAAAGCGUGGCGGCUAGGCGUAGGAGAGAGAGGAUUAGUGAGAAGAUCCGAAUCCUUCAAAGGCUUGUUCCUGGUGGAACAAAGAUGGAUACGGCAUCCAUGUUGGAUGAAGCUGUUCGUUAUGUUAAGUUCUUGAAACGACAAAUUAAAUUGUUACAAACAAAUGUAAUUGGUCCAACCCUAGGAUCAGAUCAUCGUGAACUUGUCAACAUGAAUAGUACUCAUCAUCAUUGGCCGGUUUUCUUUGAUGAGCCACCAUCAACGGCGGAGAUAUAUCAUCAUCAACCCUAA